AUGCCAGAGGGCCCCUCGGUGAGGAAGUUCCAGCUGCUGGCCUCCCGUUUUGUGGGGCAGGUGGUGGCCAAGGUGGGGGGAAGCACCAGGAAGAUAAAUGUGAAUGACCUGAAUGCCCUGAGGCUCCAGGACUCCCAGGUUCAUGGGAAGAAUUUAUUCCUGGCCUUUGUGGCAGCUGGCCGUGCCUUAGGACCAAGCACGGAAGAGCCAGUGUCGCAAGGAGAAGCUGCUAGUGGGACAAGUUCUCCUGCCCAGGUCUGUGCUCCACAGACACAUCCCAAGGAAGAGGAGCUGCAGGAGCUCCAGUGCUCCAGACCUGAUGCCCCAGGUGCAGCAGGGGGUCCGGGCAGCUGGCUGCGCUUCCACUUCGGCUUGUUCGGCAGUGUUCGGGCAAACGAGUUCUCAAGAGCAAACCAGGUCAAUAAGAGGGGAGACUGGAAGGACCCCGUGCCCAGACUGGUUCUGCAUUUUGAGAGUGGAGGCUUCCUUGUUUUCUACAACUGCCGAAUGCAGUGGUGCUCGUCUCCAGUGGCUGAUCCUGCGUCUGACAUCCUCUCUGCUGAGUUCCACCGUGGCCAGGCGCUGGAUGCCCUCCGUGCACCCAACCCUGUCUGCUACACCCUCUUGGACCAGAGAUAUUUCUCAGGGCUGGGGAACAUAAUUAAAAAUGAGAUCCUGUACCUGGCAAAGAUCCAUCCAUUAACACGAGGAUCUCUCUUGGCGCCUUCAGAUCUCGAGCAUCUGCUUGACUGUGCCAUUCAAUUCAGCUCAGACUGGCUACAGAGCAAGCUGCGUGGUGAAGGGUUGCACCUUCAGAUCUACCACAAGGAGCAGUGUCCCCUUGGGCAUGCGGUGAUGAAGGGAACCUUUGGACCCUCUAGUGGAUAUAAGAGACUCACAUGGUGGUGUCCUCGGUGCCAGCCUGCAGUGCUGUCAGGGGUCGGGGAGCCUACCCCAGUCACUGAGUGA
Messenger RNA from Cygnus atratus (black swan), 969 nucleotides. RefSeq names its product nei like DNA glycosylase 2 (gene NEIL2). NCBI's taxonomy places the organism in Eukaryota, Metazoa, Chordata, Aves, Anseriformes, Anatidae. Gene Ontology annotation, biological process: base-excision repair. Bases 1 to 969 code for a protein of 322 amino acids. The transcript has 4 exons. The record is from RefSeq and is a predicted model, not a curated record. Gene Ontology annotation, molecular function: zinc ion binding; damaged DNA binding; DNA-(apurinic or apyrimidinic site) endonuclease activity. Gene Ontology annotation, cellular component: nucleus.